AUGUCAAAAAAGGCUUUCAAGGUCGCAAUAUCGGGCGUUAGUCGUGUGCUGGCGUUGCAUCGCAAUUUGCAACGCUGGUCGGCGGUGAGGCUAAUCUGCACAUUUUCUCGUAUGGAGCUGAUAUGGGCGCAAGUUACACACCGCCAAAAGAGGCAAGAGAGUUGGAUUUCGAUUGUAAACCGCGCUAUCCUCGUCGGCGGACUAUACUUUAAUGCUGUCGCGGAUUUCGAUUGUUGCAAAUACAUAGAUGGCCACGCACGUAAUACGACUUUGGAGUUGGCGGUACCGCAGCCUUCGGGCGCAGUUCAUAAUGGUGUUCGUUCUCAAGGUACCGUCCCGACACAGCCGUGGACCACGCCUCUGAGCGGGACUUCGUUUGUACCACGACAUCAUCUUAUCUUUGAGACCAUCGAUGGCAUUGAUUUCACCACUACCACAACUAUACGCCGCAGCCGCCAAACGCCGUGCUUCAGCACACCGCAGACUCGGACGCAUCCGGUUCUGGCGCGGCGGUCUCGAUGGUGUUAG
This is a messenger RNA of Truncatella angustata, 528 nucleotides long. RefSeq lists its product as uncharacterized. Lineage: Eukaryota; Fungi; Ascomycota; Sordariomycetes; Amphisphaeriales; Sporocadaceae. The transcript has 3 exons. The record is from RefSeq and is a predicted model, not a curated record. Bases 1 to 528 code for a protein of 175 amino acids.